This is a messenger RNA of Entrophospora sp. SA101, 438 nucleotides long. Lineage: Eukaryota; Fungi; Glomeromycota; Glomeromycetes; Entrophosporales; Entrophosporaceae. The record is from the annotation of a GenBank genome assembly.
AUGAGUGAGGCAACAUAUACAGCAACAUGGAUUGCUCCAGAAGACAGAAUGUAUAUAAAUCUAUUAAGAAGGUUGACUGGGAAAUGUGAUGGUGUACUUUUUGUGAAAAAUAGUAUGAUAGAAAGAUUGGUUUUUGAAAAGUUGAUACUCAUUGCAAGAGGUUCUGGACUAAUAGGCAAGGGGAUGUGGAAAUUUCCAGGAAAUAUAUCACGAAAUCAAGGUGGACUCUGGAGAGUAUGCUUGGCUGGUAAAGAUAAGUAUAUUGUUGAAAGAAUUUACAAGUUAGAAAUACUUUGGAAAUUUGAAGAUGACUGGACAAAAUUGGCAGAUAUUUGCAAGAUGUUGUUAUUAAUAGAAGUACCUAGGUUUAAUGAGUCUUUUUCUAAUUGCAUUAUUUCAGAGAAUUUUCAAGGUAAUCUGGGUAUAAAUGUAGUUUAG